UUUCUCCGCCUCCUUUCGUGACGUGAUUGUGUCGCAGGGCGGGGCUUCCAUCUUCACUGCGAGUUUCGGGGAACAAACAUGGAGCCGGAGAUGGAGGACAAACCCUUAGAGCUGAUGAACUUCUCUGUCAUGGACUCGCAGACUGCAGACCGCUCCCCAAAGAUCACAUUAAUUAAGGUGAGUAAUGGACCUUUGACAGGCUCUAGGAAGCGGCCGUCAGAGGGAAAUUACGAGAAGGAGAAGGACGUGUGCAUCCAGCUCUUUGAUCAGUGGUCUGAGGCAGACCAGGUGGAGUUUGUGGAACACCUGAUCUCACGCAUGUGCCAUUACCAACACGGCCACAUAAACUCCUACCUCAAACCCAUGCUCCAAAGGGACUUCAUUACAGCACUGCCAGGUAACACACACAGAGUCCUUAUUCUGAAAAUGCCAUUUCUGAUGGAGGGUAAUAUGUGUGUUUGCAUUCAGAUAUGGGAUAAACAGACUCUGGAGUGUUUGAAGAUUCUGACGGGACACACAGGCUCUGUGCUGUGUCUGCAAUACGAUGAGAGAGUCAUUGUUACCGGCUCCUCUGAUUCCACUGUCAGAGUGUGGGAUGUGAACUCGGGGGAGGUUCUGAACACACUGAUCCACCACAACGAGGCCGUGCUCCACCUGCGAUUCUGUAAUGGGCUGAUGGUCACCUGCUCGAAGGAUCGCUCCAUCGCCGUGUGGGACAUGGCCUCUCCUACGGACAUCAGUCUCCGCCGGGUCCUCGUCGGACACAGGGCUGCCGUCAAUGUGGUCGACUUUGACGACAAGUACAUUGUCUCUGCCUCUGGGGAUCGGACCAUAAAGGUGUGGAGUACAAGCACCUGUGAGUUUGUUCGGACACUAAACGGUCACAAGCGAGGAAUUGCCUGCCUGCAGUACAGAGAUAGACUCGUGGUCAGCGGCUCCUCAGACAACACCAUCAGGCUGUGGGAUAUCGAGUGUGGAGCUUGUUUGCGGGUUUUGGAAGGGCACGAGGAGCUUGUUCGCUGUAUUCGCUUUGAUAACAAGCGGAUCGUGAGUGGAGCGUAUGACGGGUACGCCUGUGUCUGAUUAGUUCAAAAUUGAAGGAAGUUUUAUUGUCUUUUUUUGCAUUGCAGUGCAAUGAAGAAUAACAGAAUGUGGAAAAACUAUUUUUGCAACCGU
Messenger RNA from Sinocyclocheilus grahami, 1176 nucleotides. RefSeq names its product beta-TrCP-like. The record is from RefSeq and is a predicted model, not a curated record. The transcript has 7 exons. The coding region runs from base 79 to 1083 and encodes 334 amino acids. Gene Ontology annotation, molecular function: protein dimerization activity. Lineage: Eukaryota; Metazoa; Chordata; Actinopteri; Cypriniformes; Cyprinidae.